UCUUGAAGCCCUACCUCCAAUAGUCCCCUGCUGCAGUGUUUUCUUUGCCAGUUGUAUGUCCGAUGAUUAUGUUGGCUCUAUUCAAAAAUAGGCGCUGGGCGUGGGAGUGACCUUACUCGGUCUCUAGAUUAUUGAAAGGUCGGGAAAGACAUGCGUGCGGGGCGGGACCCAGAAUUAGGCACUACUAUAUAGUGUGGAUAUCGAUGAGUCCCCCUUCUUCUCCUUGUAGUCAUCAUGACUUUACAGGCCAUCUUAGCUGCAGUCUUAACUCUUUACUGCGCUGGAUUGUUAUUCUGGCAGAUUCUCAGGCAUAGCCUACUACGAAAGCAGACGUGUGUACUCGACCUCCAACACCUAGGAUCAUCCAGAAACGGGGACCAGAAGAUCCAUGGCACAGCGGUCAUCUGUGGCGGCAGUCUUGCUGGUCUAUUCGCAGCCAGGGUAUGCCACGAUCACUUCGACGAGGUUGUUAUCGUAGAACCGGAAGCAUGGGCAGACGAUCCAGAUUCUAGGCGCCAGGAUGCAUGGAGACAAGCAAAGCAUCGAUCUCGUAUCAUGCAAUACAAGUCUUUGCAAGGGCCCAUUCAACCAUUCGCUUUUAUGGCUUUAGAUAACCUUUUCCCUAACCUUGCGAAAGAAUGCGAGGCAUCUGAUAUAACCGUUAGAACUUCUGAUUACCGGAGUUCGACGUGGGGGCGAUGGCCAAAGAAACCGUAUCAUCAGUAUAAUGGGACACUUCCUGAUACAAUAAUUGCCGGUCGCCCUGGGUUAGAGACGCUUAUACGUCGCUUGGUUCUUGGAACUCUUUACAAGAAUAUCCAGCAACUUGUUGGUACCGUGACCGGUGUCUCUUGCGACACUUCCGACUCUGCGCGUCUCGAUCGCGUGAUUAUUCGAACCUCAGUAGGCUCCCGUGAAAUCAAAGCGGCACUGGUCGUCGAUUGCACCGGUCCUGCAUCUGCGGGCUUAAAAUGGUUGAAGCGCCAGGGAUAUGGCCAGUCAGGCACUUAUCCUUGCGGUAAACUUCCUCUUGAGAAGCUCAGGAUCACUUACAACCAGAAGAUCACCUAUUCGACGUUUGAAUUUUAUGUCCCGCCUGAACUCGGUAACAGACUCCCCGGCCUUCCUGCACCAUACGAAAAAUGCGGUCUGAUAUAUCUCUGUAUCACUGAUCCUACCCUAGACUGUCGGUGCAUACAUAUCCAGCGCACCGAUGGAAAUUACAUACAACUCUGCUGUGUUAUCUUCGGCCAGAUCGAGCAUCCUCGAACUCUCGAGGAGAUCAAAAUGUAUGCACAAUCAAUGGUCACCUGGGAACCUAUACCCUCAUCAGUAUUCGAACUGCUCGAUAUACUGGAAGAAGUCGAAGACACCAUGACUUGUAGUCAUCUUCCUUUUUCUGGAGCGAGUUAUAUAAGAUAUGACAAAGCCGUCAACCUACCGGCAAAUUGGAUAGCUACCGGAGAUAGUGUCAUGAAGCUUAAUCCUCUUUACGGGCAAGGAGUCGUAAAGGCACUCAUGGAUGCAAUUUGCCUCAACACACUCCUACACAAGCAUCGUAUGACUAGUUUCGUCCCAAAAGACUUUUCAACCGAGUUCUUCGAGAUGCAGAAGAACAAGAUUUCACGUCUCUGGAAUGCAAACAAAAACCGGGAUUAUAGUUAUCAGUCCACUGUUCCUGUACCUGGGGAAACGUUAUCUGAUGGAUGGUUUUCACGAUGGUAUACGAGGCAGAUUAUCAUGCUAUCAUUUGAUGACUUGCAAGUAGGAUCUGCAUUGUGGAAUGCCAGUAUGAUGCUUGCGCCUCCAAUCGACACUUUGGAGCCAGGGAUUGUUUUGAAGGUUGUCUGGCAUGCCUUGAAGAGGUGGGUAGCGAGGUUCCUAUUAUAAAGACGCCUUGUAGAGUACAGGGAUUUAAUGUGUGAGCUAACACAAUGGCACAGAGUAUCAAAGAACUUCAGUAUCUAUUCUAUAAC
This is a messenger RNA of Desarmillaria tabescens, 1976 nucleotides long. RefSeq lists its product as uncharacterized. The transcript has 12 exons. Bases 235 to 1890 code for a protein of 551 amino acids. The record is from RefSeq and is a predicted model, not a curated record. Lineage: Eukaryota; Fungi; Basidiomycota; Agaricomycetes; Agaricales; Physalacriaceae.